Cryptococcus deneoformans JEC21 is the source of this 1024-nucleotide messenger RNA. RefSeq lists its product as hypothetical. Lineage: Eukaryota; Fungi; Basidiomycota; Tremellomycetes; Tremellales; Cryptococcaceae. Bases 231 to 836 code for a protein of 201 amino acids. The transcript is spliced from 4 exons. The record is from RefSeq and is a predicted model, not a curated record.
AGAUGACGUACAAAAAGUACGGACGUUAAUUUAUACGACUCGGCGGUCGUUCUCGCCGCUCGCCGCUGUCCGCCAAGCCCGAAUGACCGUUGUUGGAAGAUCCAAGUUCCAAGCACAAGACAUUCGACGAGCGGUGAGCAAGCUCCAUUCUUCAUCUAGCCUCUUUAUAUUUAUCCUUGUUAUUUCUUUCGUCCUUUCUUCCUUCCGUUUUAAAAUCACUCUUGAUCAUUAUGUUCGUUAUCCAAUUAUUGAUUAUUGCAUCCCUUCUGGGCACAAGAUCGGCCUUAGCAGCCACAUGCUAUAACCGUUUGGGCCAGUCUUAUUACUGUAGCAAUGGUAUGUCAUGGGGCGCAAGGCUCGGUAUCGGGCUGGGCGUUGCUUUUGGUGUAGUUCUCCUGUUUGCUUUGUGCGGUUACUGGCGUCGAAGAAAACUCCGUUCCCAGUUCUCAAAGUACAAACCUCCUGCCCUCCCAUUUGCUGGUCAUAAUCAGAAUCAGAACCCUUAUGUCAACAAUCCUCCUCCUCCUUCCGGAUUUAACAACAACCCAUAUGGCAGCAAUCCCGCUCCACCUCCUCAGGCGUAUCAGCCCAGCAUGGCUGGUCAGUACGGAAGUUACCAAGGACAGACUCAAGAAUCUGAAGGUCACGAACACGGAUACGAAUGGGAGCAAGCGAGGCAGGAGGAGGAGGAGAGAAGGAAGCAAGCGGGACAGACAUCCGACAUUCCACCUCCCGGCUAUGAUGUCGCUACAAGCACACAAAACACCGGAAGCAAUGCUGCCACUUAUGCCCCUCCUCCUGGUCCCCCACCUAGCAAGCGGGAGGGUACUGUUUAGAUGUCAGAAACCGCAGUUACUGAAAUCGGAUUUUGGUUCUUGGGUCACGACUCUGCGAUAUUAACACACUGUUAAUGUUGUUGCUGGAGAUGAUUUAGAGAGCAGAGAAACAGAUCAACGACAAGGCAAUGGAUGAGACACGGGUAUCUUUUAUUAUCUUAGCAAACAUGUAAGAAGUAUAAUAAAUG